Messenger RNA from Talpa occidentalis (Iberian mole), 5835 nucleotides. It is a transcript of the gene RNF216, whose product is annotated as ring finger protein 216. NCBI's taxonomy places the organism in Eukaryota, Metazoa, Chordata, Mammalia, Eulipotyphla, Talpidae. The record is from RefSeq and is a predicted model, not a curated record. The transcript is spliced from 17 exons. The coding region runs from base 183 to 2969 and encodes 928 amino acids. Gene Ontology annotation, molecular function: zinc ion binding.
GCGCAGCGGCGGCCUGGGCAGCGGCGGCGGAGCUGUCGAUGGCCGCUUGUGGUGACUAAAAGCCGCGGCGACAGAGUCCGCCGAGCCCGUCUCGCGAGCCGGCGAGUUGAGUGGCGAACCAUUUUUGAAUAGAUAGUUGCCAUGUUUAGAUAUUAGCAAGCACAUAUGUGUGUGUUUUGAAAAUGGCAGAAGGAAACAGCAAUGAAGAAGUGAUUCAUUUGAACAACUUUCACUGCCACCGGGGACAAGACUGGAUCAAUCUCAGAGAUGGGCCUAUCACUAUAUCUGACUCCUCUGAUGAGGAAGGGGUUCCAAUGCUGGUCACCCCCGCUCCUCAGCAACAUGAUGAAGAGGACCUGGAUGAUGAUGUGAUCCUGACAGAAACAAAUAAACCUCAGACAUCACGACCCAAUCUCAUCAAACCAGCUGCCCAGUGGCAAGAUCUCAAAAGAUUGAGCGAAGAAAGGCCUAAAAUGUCUAGAGCAGCAUUUGAAUCAGAUAAGAACCACUAUUUUUCAGUGUGUAACAGCUCAUUGUUUGAUUCUGGGGCACAGGAUGAUUCUGAAGAUGACUACGGUGCAUUUCUGGAUCUUGGACCUCCUGGAGUUUCUGAAUUCAUUAAGUCAAGUGGCCAAACAGAAAGAGAACCCAAGCCUGGACCAAGUCAUAACCAGCCAGCUAGUGACAUUGUCAACCCCAGACCAGAGCAGAAAAUCAUUAUCUUGGAAGAAAGUAGUCUUCUUUUCCCAGAUAGUGAUCCUUUGGAAACUCAGAACCAGUCAUCAGAAGACUCAGAGACAGAGCUUUUGUCAAAUCUCGGAGAAUCAACUGCUAUCAUAGAUGAUCAGACUAUAGAAGAAGACUGCUGGCUAGACCAUCCUUACUUCCAGUCUCUAAACCAACAGCCCAGGGAGAUAACAAACCAGGUUGUUCCUCAGGAGCGGCAGCCUGAAGCAAACCUGGGUCCAUUGUUGUAUCAACGUGAACUUCCAGGGCCAGCUUUUCCAAGACCUGCUUUUCCAAGACCAGAACCCCAGCAGGAUAGGAUUCCAGGGCCCUCUUCUCCUCAGCCUGCCCAUCCCCUCGAAGAGCUCGAAGACCAACAACUUGCAAUAGAUGAUGAAGAGCCAGGUCCAGCCUUUCCAAUGCCAGGAUCUCAGGAGGCCAAUUUGGAAAACCUUUGGGGACAAGAAGCUACUGAAAUAGAUCAAGAACUCAUUGCACUAUUAGUGAAAGAAACAGAAGCAAGAUUUCCAGAUGUAGCAAAUGGGUAUAUAGAGGAAAUAAUUCAUUUGAAGAAUUAUUAUGAUUUAAAUGUACUCUGUAAUUUUCUUCUGGAAAAUCCAGAUUAUCCAAAGAGAGAAGAUAGAGUCAUUAUCAACCCCAGUAGCAGCCUGCUUGCCAGCCAAGAUGAGACAAAGUUGCCUAAAAUAGACUUUUUUGACUAUUCUAAAUUGGCUCCUCUUGACCAGCGCUGCUUCAUCCAAGCUGCUGACCUUCUGAUGGCCGACUUCAAAAUGCUCAGCAGUCAGGACAUCAAGUGGGCCCUGCAUGAGCUCAAGGGACACUAUGCAAUCACCCGAAAGGCCUUUUCUGAUGCCAUUAAGAAAUGGCAGGAACUAUCACCAGAAACCAGUGGAAAAAGAAAAAAGAGAAAAGAAAUGAAUCAGUAUUCUUACAUAGAUUUCAAAUUUGAACAAGGUGACAUAAAAAUAGAAAAAAGGAUGUUUUUUCUGGAAAAUAAACGGCGACAUUGUAGAUCCUAUGACCGGCGUGCCCUCCUACCAGCUGUGCAGCAGGAACAGGAGUUCUAUGAGCAGAAAGUCAAAGAGAUGGCAGAGCAUGAAGACUUUUUGCUUGCCCUGCAGAUGAAUGAGGAACAGUAUCAAAAGGAUGGCCAGUUGAUUGAGUGCCGCUGCUGCUAUGGGGAAUUUCCAUUUGAGGAGCUUACACAGUGUGCAGAUGCGCACUUGUUCUGCAAAGAGUGCCUCAUCAGAUAUGCCCAGGAGGCAGUGUUUGGAUCUGGAAAGUCAGAGCUCAGCUGCAUGGAAGGCAGCUGCACAUGUUCAUUUCCAACCAGUGAACUGGAAAAGGUGCUUCCCCAGACCAUCUUGUAUAAAUACUAUGAGCGAAAAGCCGAAGAAGAAGUUGCUGCAGCCUACGCUGAUGAGCUUGUCAGGUGCCCCUCCUGUAGCUUUCCUGCUUUGUUGGAUAGUGAUGUGAAGAGGUUCAGUUGUCCUAAUCCUCGCUGCCGAAAGGAAACCUGUAGGAAGUGUCAGGGACUCUGGAAAGAGCACAAUGGACUCACCUGUGAGGAACUAGCUGAAAAAGAUGACAUCAAGUACCGAACAUCUAUUGAGGAAAAAAUGACUGCUGCCCGUAUUAGGAAAUGCCACAAGUGUGGGACUGGCCUCAUCAAAUCUGAAGGCUGCAAUCGAAUGUCCUGCCGCUGUGGUGCCCAAAUGUGCUACCUCUGCCGAGUGUCUAUCAAUGGGUAUGACCAUUUUUGCCAGCACCCUCGCUCUCCAGGAGCCCCUUGCCAGGAGUGCUCAAGAUGCUCUCUUUGGACCGACCCCACUGAAGAUGAUGAGAAGCUAAUUGAGGAAAUCCAGAAGGAAGCUGAAGAGGAACAGAAAAGAAAGAAUGGAGAAAACACCUUCAAGCGCAUCGGGCCUCCCUUGGAGAAACCUCCAGAGAAAGUUCAGCGGAUCGAGGCCCUGCCAAGGCCUGUCCCACAGAACCUGCACCAGCCACGCAUGCCGCCCUAUGCCUUCGUGCACCCACCCUUCCCCCUACCGCCUGUCCGGCCCAUGUUCAACAACUUCCCCCUCAACAUGGGCCCCAUCCCAGCACCCUAUGUGCCCCCUCUCCCCAAUGUACGUGUCAACUAUGACUUCGCCCCUGUCCAUGUGCCCCUGGAGCACAACCUGCCCAUGCACUUUGGCCCUCAGCCGAGGCAUCGCUUCUGACGGCCAGGAGCCUAUGGGGGUCUGUGUCCCCACUAAGUAGCCUGAGCCUUUGCGGGUCAGGGCUUGGCUAGACCUCCCUUCACCUCCAGGCUCACGACUCUUCCCAUGCCUUCUAAGUAGGAGUGACAGACUCAGCCCAAAAGGAUAGGUCGGUUUUCUUCCGCUUCUUCCUGGGAAGGGCCACUGCCCCUUUAAGAUUGGCCAGCAGACCAACACUCUCCGAGUGCCCAUAGCACGAUGGGCCUGGUGCACACCAGGCCAGAGAUAAGAGACAGCAAAAAUCCUCUUCCUAAAGAGUCCUGCCAUCCUGGCCACCCGUGCUGACACCAGAAUUCCCUCAGUAACAAACCACGUAGGCCUUCCUUACCACAGCACAGCCUGGUCUGUAAUAAACCUGAAGUAGCAACUAGUGCAGUUUGGAGAGAACUGAGAGGUCUGAACAGUGUUGUGCAGUGAGCUCUUCAGCCACCCCUUGGCACUGAGGCCCACCUAGAAUGAGUUGUGCCCUCUGCUCUGAGCCAGGCAAGCACCUGCAUGAGGGGUUCAGGACCUUCUGCCCUUCAUGCCUUCUCUGGGUGCUGGCCCCUUAAAGACUCUCUGUUGGUCCAAAUAGGCGGCGGAGCAGUGUCCACGGGCCAGGGACACUGCUCCCCUGCUCCUGCAAGUCCAGAACCUCAGGCUGCCAUGAUAGUGAGGGUCCUUUUCCUCUUCCCUCUUGAGCCACUCAGACGAGCCCACAGAGCCAUCUCAUGCUAUGGGCUCUGUCUGUAGUUUAAAGAAAUGUUUGCUGUUUACUUAACUUGGAAUUUAGCUAGCUUUCCACAGCCUACUCGAGUUUUCUCCCUCAGGCUAAGAAGUCUGUUCACCUAGACCAGGCAGCUCAUGAGGGCAGGAUGGUUCUGAAACUUUGGUCGAACAGAAGGUCCUUUAGAGGUAGCUGUGACAGUGGCCUGGCGGCUCUCCCAUGAGCCCAGUUGUUGGGGAGCCUGCUCUGCUACCAAUCAGGUAAUAAACAGCUCCCCUCGGCUCUUGUGGGGGCAGUAGAUUUCCCCGGGAGGGACAAGCAACCUUGAAUGCCACUUCAUCGGCCGUGUGCUCAGCACUACAUACGCAGCGUCCCCGCUGCCACCCACGUGUAUGAAUGCCGUUGAGGGUCAGCGCUGGAGUCUGAGGACAAGUGUCUGAGUGGAAGAAAAGGCCUCCCCUUCCUUCUGCCCUCAUAGUCUCAGUCUUAAUGACAAAGGCAGGUGGAGGAGGCUGACUCCCUGGGACUGCAGGUGUGGGGGCAGCUCCCCUCCCAGCUGCCCUUUCCAGCAGUCAGGUGAUUCUGGGCCUACAUGUGUUGCCACCUUUCCAGCCCCAACGGGUGUUUGAACCACACUGGAGGCUUCUCCCUGCCCCAGACUUCCCUCUGCGGUACUUUGUGCUCCUGCCCGUGUGCAGAGCAGGGGCUUCUGCUGGGAAAGGACCUCCCUGACCCUCUUCUGUUGCCUCUGUACCUGAUGCUGUUUCUCCGAUGACUGGGUUCCCAGAAGUGGCCCGGUGCCCUGUCACUGUGUCCCGCUCUCCUCCAACAGGAGCCUGCCUGCUCCUGUGGGGGCUGUCCCCUGGCUGAGCACCCCAGGAUGCAGUCACACAUUGUUUCAGCUUCUCAGAUGUCUGAGAGCUGGAAUAGGGAAAAUCUGCUCAACUGUCCAUCCUGCCUUGGCUCCGGGUGAGUGCUUUGAGACAGGCAGUCAUUUGGGCAUGAAGCAGCCAUGCGAGAGUAUGCUUAUGUCCAGUCCCUGCUGCCGGUUCCUCUCAGUUGGGCUGCCAGCCUGCUUGGGGGGCCUUGUAGAGUGGCAGAGUUGCUUCCUUCAAGUAAUUUAACAGCGUACUCCUGUGCUGCCCCAAGAGGGAGUCUUAGAGCAGUGAGCCAGCAGCAGUUAUCCUCAGAUGGAGGGUGACCCCAAGUGUGGUCCACUUGUCCCACCAUGACAGCACUCACUGUUAGGCCUCGGCCUCCUGAGCUGAUCGAUCUCUCAAAGGAACCCAGUUCCACCUCUGCCCUGCAACCAGGGUGUGUCACUCCAUGGGGACCUGGGCGGUGUAAGGACAGACCCCGACAGGACAGACAUGCCCCUGACACUGCCAUCCGUAAAGUGGGAAGGAGGAGGAGGCCAGAAUAUUGCUCCUGACCCCAGCCCUCCUCACAGGCCAAACCAAGGACUUGUGCUUCGAGUGUGAGCCACACACAGCCUCUUGGGGACGGUUCCAGCCUUUCCAAACCAGAGGCGUCUGAACUUCUCUCCUCCACCAGGCUGAGGCAGCUCACAGGUCUGCAGACAGCACGUCACAGAGGGAAAGUCAUAGCCAAGAGUUCGGAUACUAGCAUAAGUCCACGUGUGUGCAGGAUGACCCUCCAGGUGCCUCAGCAUUCCAGGGGCAGGACGUGGGCUCUGGGUUCUCGGCAAGCCAGCCUUGCUAGUGAUGGGGUUUAAUGGGCUGAGAAGCCAUCAGGUGGCUGCAAAACAGAAAUGACAGGAGGCCUGGAGCAAUCAGCCCCUGUCUAGGGCACCAAGGCAGCCUGGCACCUCCCCCCGGCUGCAGUGCUGGCUCCCCAGAGCAAGACUGCCCAGCGACAGUCCCCUUCUACUUGCCUUAAAACUGGAGAGAGGAAUCUAGUAUUUGCACUGAGCAAAGAAUUUCAACACUUAAAACGAUGUGCAUGACCUGUCACUUUGUAUUAAAAUAGCAAAAUGAUUAGUUUAUCGAAUUUUUUUCUUUACCUUCUGGUAGUAAAAAUACAUAAAAUAAUUGUUUAAACUACUGUGUGUAAAAAGCUUGUAUUAUAUGUAACUUUGACUUUUGUAAAUAAAUGUUUGUG